This is a messenger RNA of Penicillium chermesinum, 843 nucleotides long. RefSeq lists its product as uncharacterized. The coding region runs from base 1 to 843 and encodes 280 amino acids. The transcript is spliced from 5 exons. Lineage: Eukaryota; Fungi; Ascomycota; Eurotiomycetes; Eurotiales; Aspergillaceae. The record is from RefSeq and is a predicted model, not a curated record.
AUGAGCCUUUACGGUCAACAAGACUUUGACGACUGGUCGAGCUGCCCCUCGCGUCGCCAAAGCACCAUAUCAACCUCCACAGUGUCGUCCGCGUCAACCAGCAUCUUGUUCCAGAGUCCCGCCACCUCCCCCGGCUCUCGGAAACCUUCAUGGCAACUCUACGAUGACGUAGUGCGUCUUGAACUGAACCCGUACAUGACUGUUUCUUUCCUCAGGAACGGCCAACUGUUCAAACUACGAUACAGCUAUAUUGAUGUGUGCAAGGAUUCAUCGGGAGCGCUGCGAUGUCUCGAGCUGGGGGGAGGUCUCGGGCAACAGACGCCUUUUAUUCAUGCCUUUCAUGGCACCAAAUUACCCGUGCCGCAUCUCGAACACCCCAAAGAUUCCGCAGAAUACCCCCUCCGCGUCUCGUUCCUGGAGAACCAAACCAUUCAGACCUCCCAGGUGGUUUUCAUGACACAGCUAUCAUAUAAAUUUGAGAAUUGGGAAGAUUGUGUAUCAUUCCAAGAGCUAUUGCUUUGUUCGAAGCUCAUAUUUAUUGGUGGAAUGGCCGAAGCUAAGUCCAAGGGCCGCGGAGAAGAGUGUAUCAGCCAGAAUCUCCGCAUUCUCCGGGGCCCCAAUGGGAAGCGAGUGAUGCUGUACUUUGCCAACUCCCAGCGCAAAGACCUAAAACGAUAUGUGUCCAUUCCGCUGAAUUGCGUGGCCCAUGUCAAGCCACCGAAGAAGUCCGGACGUCCUGUGGCGGUAGAUUUGAACCCCAACUUCGACUACCUAGCUCAGAUGCGAAAUUUACACAUCCAGUUCCUGGAUGAUAAUGGUCAGUUGCGCCCAGCUCCGGCUUAA